Messenger RNA from Dimorphilus gyrociliatus, 793 nucleotides. The record is from the annotation of a GenBank genome assembly. NCBI's taxonomy places the organism in Eukaryota, Metazoa, Annelida, Polychaeta, Dinophilidae.
AAUGAAUGGAUCGGAAAAUGCAACAACUUCUGUUUAUGUGGCCGAUUUUUCCUACCAUCCGAUUGCAAUUAUAUCUUGCAUAAUAUUCCUCAUUAAUUACAAAAUAAUAGGGCCGAAAAUUUCAAGUUUUUUGACCGAUAAAUACGCAGGAUUGCCUAAAGCCAAAAAAGUUGAUUGGAAUACUAGAGUAAACUCAACUGUUCAUGCAACCAUUGUCAGCAUUAUUUGCGUCUACCUAUUUAUAUAUGAUGAAAAAGUUAAUGAAGACCCCGUGUGGGGUGAAUCGCCUAUGGUUCGAACGACUUGCGCAGUUGUUGUUGGUUAUAUGGUGUCUGACAUACUGAUAGUAUUAUAUCAUUGGAAAGAACUUGGAGAGUUCUUUUUCAUUUUUCAUCAUGCAGCCUCAAUUUACGCUUACCUCUUCGUUAUUACUUAUGGUGUCCUACCAUGGUUUGCUAACUUUCGAUUAAUAGCAGAAUUUUCUACUCCUCUUGUUAACCAACGUUGGUUUCUGGAUGCUAUAGAACAUGACAAAUCAUCAAAAGUGUUUGUUGUUAAUGGUGUGAGCAUGUCAAUCAUUUUCUUCCUUGUUAGAAUAGCUGUACUACCCGUAUAUUGGGGUAGAGUCUAUAGUUAUUAUGGAACAGCGUCAGCGUUGAGGGUUGGACGGAUGUGGUUUGUUUUGGUCUCUUCCUGUGCAGUUUUGGAUUCAAUCAACAUAUUCUGGAUGUAUAGAAUUUAUAGAGGAUUGAAGAAAGUUAUAAAAGCGAAAAGAGAGGCCAAGAGUAAUUAA